GAGAAAUCCAUCGUGCCUUGGGCAGACACCAUGAGACCCCUGCUGCUGCUGUUAGUCAUUCCUGGCGUUGCACUGUCUGCGAGGAUCCUGGGCAUCAACCCCUCGGCGUCCAUCAGCCACCAGAAGCCGUUCCUCAUCAUCAUGCGUUCUCUCGCAGAGAGGGGGCACCAGGUGACCGCCAUCACCACCAACCCGAUAGAGGAUCCGCCAAAAAAUUUGACUCAAAUUGAUAUGUCAUUUACAUAUCCGACAGAAGGUCAAUUGAUGGACGUUAAGGAAAUGAUGCUCAAUGUAUUGAAAUCCCCUCCAGAAAAGCUAGCUGAGAUGCUGCUUCCUUACAACGAAAUGUUGUGCGAUGCCCAUUUCAACCAUUCUGAAAUAAAGGAGCUACUGAGGCAGGAGCAAAAGUUCGAUUUGGUCAUUAUGGAGACUGUGACUCUGUUCUGCUAUUUUGGAUUUGUUCACCAACUGGGCUCGCCACCGGUUGUCGGCUUCCUCUCGGUUGGUGUUCCUGGCACUAUGAGUUACACCCUGGGAGACUACGUGAACCCUGCAUACAUGCCGGAGAUCAUGACGUCCUACAGCGACCACAUGACAUUCUGGCAGAGGCUGCAGAACACGUUUUCCUUCCUCAGGCAGAUGUAUUCCAGUUAUACUGUUAUCAACCCUGAAAACGACAGGUUGAUACGCAAGUACUUUGGACCAGACGUUCCUCCUCUAAGCGAGAUGUUUCUAAACAUCAGUCUUAUACUUGCGAAUAACCACUUCAGUGCCAGUUACCCUCAGCCACGUUCCUCAGGUGUAGUAGAAAUGACUGGUCUGCACAUAGAAAAGAAGCGAAAGCCCUUACCGAAGGAAAUCCAGCAGUUUCUGGACGGAGGUGAACACGGAGUCAUCUACUUCAGCUUGGGGUCGAACAUGAGAAGUAUUUUCCUCUCUGAAAAAGUCAUAAAGGCAUUGCUGGAAACUUUCUCUGAGCUACCGCAAAGAGUAUUGUGGAAGUUUGAGGACGAUAAUUUGCCCGGAAGGCCGGAGAACGUGAUGAUCGCGAAAUGGCUACCACAGCAUGACGUACUAGCUCAUCCGAACAUCCGCCUGUUUAUCACACAGGGCGGUCUGCAGAGUUUCAACGAGGCAUCGUAUUUCGGAGUUCCUCUUCUGGGAAUACCCUGCUUCGGAGAUCAGCCCUAUAACGUUGCAAAGAUGGUUAGCGCAGGAAUAGGCGAGAAGCUGGAACUGGACGAAAUCACCAAAGAAUCAGCACACCGAACAAUUCGACGCGUUUUGGAAACUCCAAGCUACCAGGAGAACAUGAAGCAGUUCUCGGCAGUAUUCCGUGAGCACCAGGAGACGUCCGUGGAUCGUGCCGUGUGGUGGGUGGAGUACGUGAUCCGCCACGAGGGGGCCCCCCACCUGCGCAGCGCAGCCCGGAGCCUGAGGUGGUGGCAGCUGCUGCUGCUGGACGUCAUAGCCUUCAUACUGGCCGCCACGUUUGUCGCCGUGUUUCUACUCUACAAAGCGGUCCGCUGGCUCUUAACUGCACAGAACCGGGCACAGAAGCAGAAGACCAAAUGACACAGAUACACUGUUCUUUUUUCUGCUCGUAAUUGGCCGCAUCCAAUAUUGUAAAACAGUUCGUUUCCAAAAGAAAAUGCAGUAUGAUUUUAUUUUAUGUACUUAUUUAUUCAUAUUUUGUAGCACGUCUGCUUAUGUGACCCAGAAUCGUGGAACAUGUCGUCAAAUAUUCGAAAGUUUAAAACUGAAAAGAACACUCACAAAUAUUUAUAACUGAACAAUAAAAUUUUAUAAUGAAAAUAAAAUCUUUUAUAAUAAUUA
Schistocerca gregaria is the source of this 1836-nucleotide messenger RNA. Its product is annotated as UDP-glucosyltransferase 2-like. NCBI's taxonomy places the organism in Eukaryota, Metazoa, Arthropoda, Insecta, Orthoptera, Acrididae. Gene Ontology annotation, molecular function: UDP-glycosyltransferase activity. The record is from RefSeq and is a predicted model, not a curated record. Bases 31 to 1575 code for a protein of 514 amino acids. The transcript is spliced from 7 exons.